Sinocyclocheilus anshuiensis is the source of this 1585-nucleotide messenger RNA. Its product is annotated as cysteine/serine-rich nuclear protein 1-like. Gene Ontology annotation, cellular component: nucleus. Gene Ontology annotation, molecular function: DNA-binding transcription factor activity, RNA polymerase II-specific; sequence-specific DNA binding. Bases 55 to 873 code for a protein of 272 amino acids. The transcript is spliced from 2 exons. Lineage: Eukaryota; Metazoa; Chordata; Actinopteri; Cypriniformes; Cyprinidae. The record is from RefSeq and is a predicted model, not a curated record. Gene Ontology annotation, biological process: regulation of transcription by RNA polymerase II.
GGCUUCUGUGAGCCGGAGACCUGUGCCUGCAGCCAGGCUGGCAUCAAGUGCCAAAUGGAUCGCUCCAACUUUCCCUGUGGAUGUUCAAAGGAAUGCUGUGGGAAUCCUGCAGGCCGAAUCGAAUUCAACUCCAGUCGUGUACGGAGCCACUACAUCCACACAUACAUGAAGCUGGAGCUGGAAAAGAGGCUGCACGAUGACAACAGACUAAUCUCCACUGAGCAACAAUCAGCGGCGAGGAACAGAGCCAUUACAUUUCCUGUAAAAAACGACUCUCCCUCAUUCCUCCUGAGCUCAGAGUUCUGCAGGCAGGGGGACAACAGCUGGAGCAGUGACAUGACUGACACCUCCUGUUCUUCCUCUCUGAGUCUGGACUCUGAGACAGAUGGAAGGCCUUCCUCAGAGCGACCCACACUGGACGUGGAUGGCAGAGGACUCACUCACAUACUCAGCUUUUCUGAUUCUGAUGGAGAAGGAUGUCCAUACAUUAAAGAUUAUAAUCUGUCCACAGAAGCCACUGGCGGCACAUCCACAAAGGAAAGCAACACCAGUAAAUCUAAAUUGGAGUUUCUGGAUGAAAAUGCUAAUCAGGCCAGCAUGGAAUGUGUCAACGAUCCAUUUGAUAUCCCUAAUACUCCUUCUGCAUCUCCGGAUCACACUAUGAACUGUUACAUGGACCUCAGUCUGUCCUCAGACUCUGACCUGGUCUUUUUUGACACUUUCCAUGAGUACGGUCCAAGCCGCAAUCAUUUUAAAGUGUAUAGUCAUCUGGACUACAUGUCACAGCUCCAGUUCCCCCGCUGUCCCAGUCGUGCUCUAUUUGAGGACUCAGGAGUCAGUCUUCUGGAGUCUCUUGUAGGAAUUUCUCAAUAGGGAUCAGAGCAGCUCAGUAUUUUUUACUGAUGUUUUAAAGACAAAUGAGCAUUGUUCAUUUGCGAUUGUAAAGUAUGAAUAAAUCUCAUUUACUAUGAGAAAAAUGGUGAAUAAUUUUGGAAUUUAAGGAUAUUCCUUAGAAUUAUAUUUAAGGAUAUUAAUAUAGUCCGUAACUAUUCACGAUCACAGUGUAAAUACAGUUAAAAACCACUCAGUGUGAAGUAUCAUGAUGAGUAAUAUGUCAAUUUCAACUUUGUUGCCAAAAGUCUUAGGUAAGAUUUUAUAUGUAUACUUCAUAAACUAAAGGCUUCAUUACCAUUAAAUAAGGUAUCAAACUAAUCCUAUUUCAGUAAAUAAAGUUUUACUGUUAAAUGUUUACUUAUAAAAGCCCAUUCAUAUUUAUUUCUCAGUUUUGUUUUGCUUUAAAUGAUCAUGUAUGUGAAUCAAAGUUUUAUUUUUUGUGUAGCACAGUAAAUGUAUUUGUUACAGUGUUUCAAACUAGUAAGCUGUUAUAAAUGUCAAUAUGCCAUUAUCAUAUUUCAUGUUCGUCUUUUCAAGGGCCAGCAUGCCCUUUCAUUUAAAAGGAAAUGUUUUUUUUAAGGAAUGACUUGUAAUAUAUAAAAAUUCAGGCUACAUUCGCUUCAGUGGUAUGCCUGCUUUGUAUUUACUUCAGUGAAUGUUUUUGGACAUUUCAAAAUGUGUCCAGCUUCGU